AUGAGCGCCACAAGGACAUUAUUUGUCACCCUCAUCCGCACCCACCACGUGACCAGCCGGAAGAAGCUUCAACGCGUCAAGAAAGCAGCCGCGCACUUCGACAUCCCGUUUGUCCUGGUUAGAUAUGGCGGCUCCCCAGGCCUCAUGUACGCCGAGAGCUCUGAGGACUCAAAUCUGAGCUCGUGGGUCAGCGCCGUCAAGGAUUUGAGAUACAAAGACUUCCAGUGUGUGUGGAAGCCCGAGGCAACGCAGGUGAACGAUGGCUCUGAGACAUCAACUGUGCCUUCUGGGACCUUUAAUGAGACCGAAUCGAUUUCUUCUUUCGGUCAAGUCAUGGACCAGAAAGGACUGGGCGAGUGGUUCAAGGUUGGUCUGCUGAGCAAGCGGGCUGGUCAGUUUGAUGAGGACGGUUGA
This is a messenger RNA of Diaporthe amygdali, 414 nucleotides long. RefSeq lists its product as uncharacterized. NCBI's taxonomy places the organism in Eukaryota, Fungi, Ascomycota, Sordariomycetes, Diaporthales, Diaporthaceae. The transcript has a single exon. The record is from RefSeq and is a predicted model, not a curated record. The coding region runs from base 1 to 414 and encodes 137 amino acids.